Molecule: messenger RNA, 685 nt
Organism: Drosophila ficusphila
Lineage: Eukaryota; Metazoa; Arthropoda; Insecta; Diptera; Drosophilidae
Exons: 4
Coding region: 69-572 (167 amino acids)
Source: RefSeq, a predicted model, not a curated record
GCGAUAGGUUCUAUUUCUUCGCCCGAAAAUAUUUUUUAAAAUCAAGAAAGUACCUAAAUACUUUAAAAAUGCUGAACAAAGUAUUUUGCUUUCGACUUCACACCUUCGGUGUGGUUAUGGGUUGGCUUAGCAUAGUGGCAUCCAUAUUUGCCACAAUCAUUUUGUCCAUAGUUUUGGCACACGGAAACGAACGUAUUGACGAUUUUUUUUUUGGUACAUUUAAAUUGGCAUUUGUGGUUUGCAUGAGUAUUAUACUGAUUUUGGCAGCGAUCAGUAUUGUGACUUCGUUUCUACUUUUGGUGGCUCUCCCUAAGAAAAAAUCUUCUUUAGUGCUUCCCUGGUUGAUAGACAAUGGAUUGCGAAUGUUCCUCGUCACUAUUUUAAACCUUAUUGUUUGGAUAGGGCUCAUUUGCAACGCGCCCGUAAAAUUCAUCAUUCUUUAUUUUAUAUUUAUCGGCGCCCUUAAUGUACUCGGCUGGUAUCUGUACUAUGGAAUAUAUUCGCUGUAUAGAUCUUUCCAGGCCCUUGAAGAUAUAAAAGGCUCAGGACAUCCAUUUCAACGAUAUUCGUAAAAUCUGUGUCCUUCCUUCAAUUCGCUCGAUUUAAUUUAAAGAACUUACCUUGUGUUUGAAAUCGAGUUACAUUAAAUGCCUUGUGAAAUAGGCGGAAAACGUAAAAACAAGAC